AUUGCUCUGUGUGAUAAAUGUUUGUUUUCAUGGCGGAGAGCAGAAAAGUUCUAGGAUACCAAUGUUGUACCCUCGCGUCUUGAGGAGACGCUGGGUUCUGGCUGUAAUAUUUGUAUGCUCGUUGCUUUAUUUUCUAUCAGCGACUCUUUCCAAGUCUUCAGACUACAUUUUAACGGAGUACGAAUCAAAACGAACACUUCGACAGCCGUUUCAGUGGCAACCACCAGAAGACUCCAAUGACACGGAAACUGUGAAAUGUCGAAACUCACGUCAAGGGCGGUUUCUGAUUGUUGAUCAAAAAGGCUAUGUGUGCAAAAGGGAGGCUGUCGGCAUAAACAACUGCUGCAAUCCCAAGCAUCUGUCUUCAAAGCUACAUGCAUGUGACACUUGUUUGUCGAAUGGUUGCUGCUCUGUCUAUGAACACUGUGUGUCUUGUUGCCUUCAGCCAAGAAAUCAACCACUGCUGAGUAAGAUUCUCAAUAAAAACUUGGAGGCUCCGUACAACUUGUUCGUUACAGAGGUUGAGAAUCCGUUUGAUUUGUGUCUGGCUAAGUGCAGAACCUCAUCACAGAGUGUGCAACAUGAGAACUCGUAUCGUGACGCACACAUAAAGUAUUGCUACGGAGAAAGUGCACCAGAUCUGCAGAUAAUUGUUAGCUAGUGUUGACCGGAGUUUUGGAGAAUAGCUAACAAAGAAGUGUUUUAGUGACUGAUGAUAGUGUGAUGUAGCACCCAGGAGUUUUUGUGACAUUUUUUAAUCAUGACUGGAACCUGGUGAGCUGAUCAAGUGUCAUGGGCUGAGGAACAUUCAAGGCCCUACAAGCGAAUCUGUGAUAUUUCCAUUGCUCUUGUAAAUAUUUCAUCACCUGUUUUAUCUAGAGAAAUCCUUAAUUGUUUUUUGGGUUUUUUUUGGUGUUUCGUUGAGUGUGCUAUUUGCUGUGUCAAAGUCCUGUAUCUUUCUCUAGACUGGCAUUGUCUCAGCUUUUCUUUUUCAUUGUGUUUAUUUUCUUGAGAUACUUGAAAAAAAACUGUUAAACGUUGAUAAUUUCUACUUAAAAA
Aplysia californica (California sea hare) is the source of this 1059-nucleotide messenger RNA. RefSeq names its product SREBP regulating gene protein. The record is from RefSeq and is a predicted model, not a curated record. Gene Ontology annotation, biological process: positive regulation of SREBP signaling pathway. NCBI's taxonomy places the organism in Eukaryota, Metazoa, Mollusca, Gastropoda, Aplysiida, Aplysiidae. The coding region runs from base 62 to 661 and encodes 199 amino acids. The transcript is spliced from 5 exons.